AUGGGGACUAGAGUGCGCCUUGAUGAAAUAAUCGGUCCCCCAUUUAAUAGCUUGGAGGGCAUGGGUGAGCUCGCCGGCGGCGGCCAUCUGAUCCCGGAAUUCGAUCACUCCCCACGACAGCAUUGUGAUGUGCGUUACCCCCUGUUCGAGGCCGUCGGUGAGGCCGGAGUGGUGGCGCCACGUCACCCUCUGACUGUACGGCAGGCGGCCCGACCGCUGGGCCUCGAAGUAGAGGAGGCUUUUGGAGAGAGCAUCAGAAUAAUCGAACAAAAUCUCAGACAAGUAAUUAGUAAGUGCGAUUUUGACUUGAGGAGAUUAAGGAAUAACGAAUUUGUCGGGAGGUUGGAAUAUUACAGAGGGACUAUAACGAAUCCGGGAAUUUGGAGCUAUGAAGGACCUGCGGACCUUCUGGGUUCAUCUUGCCAGCAAGCAAGACUCCAGGCAGCAAAGAAAUCGGCGAAGCUUGUAGGACCUGCUGACACUUUGAGCGCGCCGACUGCGGGCCCUGACGUGCUUCCUCUUGGCCACCUUCCACGCAUCGCUGCACCUCUCCAGAGGAAACUCCAUCAGACGUCGGCUUCGACGCGAUCAGACGGAAUUUGA
Striga asiatica is the source of this 603-nucleotide messenger RNA. The record is from the annotation of a GenBank genome assembly. NCBI's taxonomy places the organism in Eukaryota, Viridiplantae, Streptophyta, Magnoliopsida, Lamiales, Orobanchaceae.